UUUGAGUCUCUCGCGUUCAGUUGCAGCCUCAAGCUUAUUCAAUUCUUUGCUCCAAGAAUCAAGACGCCGCUUUUUAUUCUCCAGCUCCAAGUUCAGCAUCUCUUGUUCGACGAGAACCCGCUUGAUGUGCUCCCGCGCAAUGCGUUGCAGCUUUCUUUAACCUUCACAGAAAGUGUGAUGAAGUUCAUCCUUCUCUUCAAGCAUUCUAGUGAGCGAAAGGGUCUUCUCAUUCUGACACAAAUUCUCGUUUUUCAAGUCAAUCUCCUCGACCAGGUCACUCACGAUACUAUUCCGCUUCUUGGUAAGCUCCGAGAUCAUCUUCAACUCCCCAUUACUGCGCAAUCAUCCUCGCCAGCAAAACAACCCAAGAGAAUAAUCCUUCCGCUCGACCCAUUCCUUUCUGUCAUGCCCCUGAGCUUGAAACCACUUUUCAAACUCCAUAGCAUCCAAAUAGCUAUCGCUGUCAAAUCUCAUAACGACUUGAUCGACUUCUCUGAAUACUUGGAUCGUCGAAGGCCUGUACCUCGAGAACUUCUUCAUCCAAUAGCUGCACUCCUCUUCUGUAGAGAAAUUCUUUGA
Messenger RNA from Striga asiatica, 579 nucleotides. The record is from the annotation of a GenBank genome assembly. Lineage: Eukaryota; Viridiplantae; Streptophyta; Magnoliopsida; Lamiales; Orobanchaceae.